CUAACUUUCACGUGACAAUCAGGCUCCGAAAGCAUUUGUUUACUGUUUGUAUUGAGUGUAGGUUAGAAGUUCGUAAUUGUGAACGAAACUUGUUUACUGUACUUUUAAUUGUAGAUUUUUAGUUAAUAGGAUUUGCAAUAAAAAUGAAGAAAAAGGUUCUUUUAAUGGGAAAAAGUGGUUCUGGUAAAACAAGUAUGAGAUCUAUCAUCUUUGCCAACUAUAUUGCAAGAGACACUCGUAGAUUGGGAGCAACAAUUGAUGUUGAACAUUCUCAUGUCCGUUUUUUGGGUAACCUUGUUUUAAAUUUAUGGGAUUGUGGAGGACAAGAGGCAUUUAUGGAAAAUUACUUUGCAAGUCAAAGAGACAAUAUUUUCAGAAAUGUAGAGGUCCUCAUAUAUGUAUUUGAUGUAGAAUCUCGUGAAUUAGAAAAAGACAUGCAUUAUUACCAGUCAUGUCUUGAAGCAAUUUUGCAAAGUUCUCCUGAAGCAAAGAUCUUCUGUCUAAUACAUAAAAUGGAUUUAGUACAAGAAGACCAGAGAGAUCUGAUCUUUAGGGAAAGAGAACGAGAUUUGGAGAGAUUAUCUCGACCUUUGGAAUGUAUAUGCUUUCGUACUUCUAUAUGGGAUGAAACCUUGUAUGAAGCAUGGUCUUCUAUUGUGUAUAAACUUAUUCCAAAUGUUCAACAACUUCAGGCAAAUCUGAAGCAGUUUGCAGAUAUAAUAGAGGCUGAUGAAGUUUUAUUGUUUGAGAGAGCUACAUUUUUAGUAAUAGCACGUGCUGAACGGAAAGAACACAGAGAUGUUCAUAGGUUUGAAAAAGUAUCAAAUAUCAUCAAGCAGUUUAAACUAAGCUGCAGUAAAAUUGCUGCUCAAUUUCAAAGUAUGCAGCUUUCAAAUGGGAUAUUUUCUGCGUAUAUUGAUGUUUUCACACCCAAUACUUACGUGAUGGUCGUAAUUUCAGAUCCAAAUAUAACUCCUGCAAUUACUUUGCUCAAUAUAAAAAAUGCAAGGAAGCAUUUUGAGAAGUUGGAAGGUGUUAGACAGCCUCAACCACUCCUAGCAACCCAGUGAUGUAUAAAAAAGAUUUUGGGGUUAAUAAUAUUUUAAAGUAAAAAUAUACAUAUAUUUAACAGAUCUUUUUAAGCCUGUUGUAAAAUUAUCUAAAAUAUGUUUUAAAUAUUUUAUUUUUUACAUCCAUUAAAUUGUAAAAAUUUGUCUUGCUUCAAUUUGUGCAAAAUGAAUGUAAAAAGGAUACCAUAUUCUAUAUUUGUGUGAUUAUACCCUUGUCUUCAUUAAAAAUAGUGUGACAGAUAUCCAUUUGUUAAUGUGCAUGAUAUUUUACUGGAUCACUAAAGAUUAUUAUUAUUUUUUUUUUUUUAUCUAUUAACCCCUUAACUGCCGCAGGCGUAUAUAUACGCCUUGCUCAGCCGAUGCGUUAACUGCCCCAGAUGCGCAGCCGAUGCGUUAACUUUGCG
Messenger RNA from Stegodyphus dumicola, 1474 nucleotides. RefSeq names its product Ras-related GTP binding A/B (gene RagA-B). The record is from RefSeq and is a predicted model, not a curated record. Gene Ontology annotation, molecular function: GTP binding; GTPase activity. Gene Ontology annotation, cellular component: Gtr1-Gtr2 GTPase complex; nucleus; lysosome. Gene Ontology annotation, biological process: negative regulation of autophagy; cellular response to starvation; positive regulation of TORC1 signaling. Lineage: Eukaryota; Metazoa; Arthropoda; Arachnida; Araneae; Eresidae.